This is a messenger RNA of Notothenia coriiceps (black rockcod), 889 nucleotides long. Its product is annotated as transportin-2-like. The transcript has 9 exons. Lineage: Eukaryota; Metazoa; Chordata; Actinopteri; Perciformes; Nototheniidae. The coding region runs from base 83 to 889 and encodes 268 amino acids. The record is from RefSeq and is a predicted model, not a curated record. Gene Ontology annotation, biological process: protein import into nucleus. Gene Ontology annotation, molecular function: small GTPase binding.
GCUCAUUUGAACAAGAGGAACCGCUACGAAGCAGGGGAGGACAGCGGCCCAGUACGAAAACUCAACUUUCAACUAAAUAUUGAUGGAGUGGCAGCCAGAUGAGCAGGGACUUCAGCAGGUCCUCCAACUGCUCAAAGACUCACAAUCCCCCAACACAGUCACACAGAGAGCUGUCCAACAAAAACUUGAACAACUCAACCAAUUCCCCGACUUCAACAACUAUCUCAUCUUUGUACUCACGCGACUCAAAACUGAAGACGAGCCGACUCGCUCUCUGAGCGGUCUGAUACUGAAGAACAAUGUUAAGGCCCACUACCAGAACUUCCCCCCAACCGUUGCUGAAUUCAUCAAACAGGAAUGUCUCAACAACAUCGGCGACCCCUCGCCGCUCAUUCGUGCUACCAUUGGCAUCCUGAUCACUACCAUUGCCUCCAAAGGAGAGCUACAAACAUGGCCUGAGCUGCUGCCUCAGCUCUGCAACUUGCUCAACUCGGAGGACUACAACACCUGCGAGGGCUCGUUUGGAGCACUGCAGAAGAUCUGCGAGGACUCUUCGGAGCUGCUCGACAGCGACGCUCUGAACAGACCUCUCAACAUUAUGAUCCCCAAAUUCCUCCAGUUCUUCAAGCACUGCAGCCCCAAGAUUAGGUCUCAUGCCAUCGCCUGUGUGAACCAGUUCAUCAUCGGCAGAGCCCAGGCCCUAAUGGACAACAUCGACACAUUCAUAGAGAGUCUUUUUGCGCUGGCAGCAGAUGAGGACUCUGAGGUUCGAAAGAACGUGUGCCGAGCCCUCGUCAUGUUACUGGAGGUCCGCGUCGACCGCCUCAUCCCACACAUGCACAGCAUCAUCCAGACUGCAACUUCUUCAUUCCGGGCUUUGCCCCGCUGA